This is a messenger RNA of Pleurotus ostreatus (oyster mushroom), 666 nucleotides long. RefSeq lists its product as uncharacterized. The record is from RefSeq and is a predicted model, not a curated record. The transcript has a single exon. The coding region runs from base 1 to 666 and encodes 221 amino acids. Lineage: Eukaryota; Fungi; Basidiomycota; Agaricomycetes; Agaricales; Pleurotaceae.
AUGCGGAUUCUUGUUUUCGGAGCCACCGGAGCGUCGGGCAUCCUCAUUGUUCGCGAGCUCCUCGCCAAACUGCAGUCACCAACCGUUGUCAUCUACGCACGCUCGCCCGAAAAGCUUCCUGAAGACAUAGCUACCAACCCUCAGGUUAUAGUCAUCAAAGGCGAAUUGGAUGAUGAAGAUGGACUAGACAAAGCGCUCGAAGGCAGCGACGUGGUCGUCUCAGUAUUGGGACCAAUCGUGACCAAAGGCCCCUUCCAUCCUUCGGGAACGCCCUUAGCUAAGGCGUACGAACGAAUCAUUGGUAUGAUGAAGAAGAAAUCCAUCAAGCGACUUCUCGCUCUUGGGACUGCGUCGAACGCAGACCCCGCCGAUAAAUUCAGCCUCAAGUUCUCCACUCUCGUGGCAGGCGUCGCCACCUUUGCAAGAAACGCCUACAAGGAUGUGGUUGCAUGGGGGGAAUUGAUUCGCAAAGAGGAUGACUUGGAGUGGACGCUAAUGAGGGUCGCUAUCUUGACGUCGGGGGAAUCGAAGGAAUAUGCUGCGGGUUACAUUGGGGCCUCAAACAUUGGAACUUUCUUGUCUCGAGCUGCGUACGCUGCAUUUGUCGUUGACGAGAUUGAGAGGAGGGAAUGGGUCAGAAAGGCUCCUAUGAUAGCCUCGGUAUGA